This is a messenger RNA of Hibiscus syriacus, 1991 nucleotides long. RefSeq lists its product as uncharacterized. The transcript is spliced from 7 exons. The coding region runs from base 161 to 1567 and encodes 468 amino acids. Gene Ontology annotation, molecular function: RNA binding. The record is from RefSeq and is a predicted model, not a curated record. Lineage: Eukaryota; Viridiplantae; Streptophyta; Magnoliopsida; Malvales; Malvaceae.
CCCAUCUCCCCAAGUGCCGAGCACCGAAUCUUGUCUUCCCCAAAUCCAGAACAAAAGAGUAAAACCCUAAUUCCAAACCCCCAGUUUGACUAUUAUGGAUCAAUACGAAGAGCAAGAGCACGAGGUGUACUGAGGGGAGAUCCCUGAAGAGGAAGGAGAGAUGGAUGCUGAGGUGGAGGUGGACAUGUCUGGUGGAGCUGAGGAUUACGAAGCCAACGACCAAGAUCCCAAUCCCAACUCCAAAGACUUGGAAGACAUGAAAAGAAGACUUAGGGAGAUCGAGGAAGAGGCGGGGGCUUUACGUGAAAUGCAGGCUAAAGUUGAGAAGGAGAUGGGCACUGCCCAAGAUUCCUCAAGUGCUUCUGCAAAUCAAGCUGAAAAGGAGGAAGUGGAUUCCCGCUCAAUUUAUGUUGGUAAUGUAGACUAUGCAUGUACACCUGAGGAAGUUCAACAACAUUUUCAAUCCUGUGGAACAGUGAACAGAGUUACAAUCUUGACUGAUAAGUUUGGUCAACCUAAAGGAUUUGCUUACGUCGAAUUUGUUGAAAUUGAUGCUGUUCAAAAUGCUCAACUGUUAAAUGAAACGGAAUUGCAUGGUCGUCAGUUGAAGGUCUCUGCUAAACGGACAAAUGUUCCUGGAAUGAAACAGUAUCGAGGAAGGUUCCGCUCCCGAAGGCCUUUCAUUCCUGGUCCUGUUUUCUAUCCUCCAUAUGGCUAUGGAUGCUUGGAAGUGGAAAGAUUCGUGACAGUAACACAUACACGAUACACUUCCAUGCCAUCUUCCAGUGACAAACUUCGCCUGGAAAAGCUAAUUGGAGCCAGUGAUGAGGAUGCGAACUUUGCUGUUAAUGAAGGGUUUUAUUGGAAGGCAUUGGAUGCAGCAUGCAGAACAAGAGCAAAGAAGGCUGCUAAAGGAAGUGGCUCUAAGAAAGCCAGUUCAAGUAAAUUCUGUGGAUCAAGUGAGAAAAAAAUAAAUGGAAAAAAGGUCCCAUAUUCUAAUCAACCUGUCUCAUUUGUAUCAAGUGGGAUCAUGAUAUCGGAAACUGAUGAGGUCAGAACUACAGAUCCCGAGGGUACAUUAGAAAGUUAUGAACAUAAGGGUAUUGUCAGAUCAGCUCAAAUUGGGGCCUUCGAGGGACAUACAAAGGGUUUUGGAUCCAAAAUGAUGGCUAAAAUGGGAUUUGUUGAAGGUGGAGGAUUGGGAAAAGAUGGUCAAGGCAUGGCACAGCCCAUUGAAGCCGUACAGCGGCCUAAAUCCCUUGGGUUGGGUGUGAAUUUCACCAGCACAAGCAGUGACUCAGAGAGGGUACAUCAUAAUAAACCCGGUGGAGCUUCUGUAAACCGUAUCAAAAGUUUUGGCAACUCAUCGAGGGGUCAGCAUAAUAACUCUUUCGGAUGUUUUGAAAAGUACACCAAAGGUUUUGGAUCCAAGAUGAUGGCCAAGAUGGGUUUUGUAGAAGGUAUGGGGUUGGGCAAGGAUUCACAAGGCAUCGUCAUGCCUUUGGUCCCUACCAGGCUUCCAAAAUCACGAGGAUUGGGGGGUUUCCAAGGUUCAGGCGGCCAAUGAGAUACAGGCCGUAUUAAGAUGGAUCACGUGUUGUUAGACUCGGAAGCCAGCAAUUUCGAGAAGACUAUUACUUGAAGUUUAUAAUGGUCAUGUUGUUCUAUAACAUGGAGAAAGAUAAACUACAGUUCCCGUAUCAAAUGGAAGGCAGAUUUUUCUCAAAUUGUGAGUUUGCAGGAGCGAUGAAUCCAUUAAUUCGAGAAUUGCCUACGCAUUGCUUCAACUGUGAUAAAUGAGUAGGAGAUGCUAGUGUUCUGAAAUAUAAUUAAGAACUCGUAGAAACUACGAUUUAAUCCUCUCUGUUGUUUCCUGUUGCUUUAGUUUUCCAGAGAGUUAAUGCAAUAUUAGGAUUUGUAUGGGAUUAGCUUUUGUUUUGAGGUUUAAAGUGAUAACCAAACUGUUUAUCCAAGAGCUGGAGUUAGAGAAA